This is a messenger RNA of Harmonia axyridis, 4147 nucleotides long. RefSeq names its product regulator of nonsense transcripts 1 homolog (gene Upf1). Gene Ontology annotation, cellular component: cytoplasm. Gene Ontology annotation, molecular function: RNA binding; ATP binding; hydrolase activity. Gene Ontology annotation, biological process: nuclear-transcribed mRNA catabolic process, nonsense-mediated decay. Bases 227 to 3520 code for a protein of 1097 amino acids. NCBI's taxonomy places the organism in Eukaryota, Metazoa, Arthropoda, Insecta, Coleoptera, Coccinellidae. The transcript is spliced from 13 exons. The record is from RefSeq and is a predicted model, not a curated record.
CUCUAUGCCAAAAAUGUCGGAGAGUGCGUAAUUGUCUUGAAAUAAGUUGCCAUAUAAAACAAAUGACUGACUAACAUGGCGUUUAAAAGUUGAAUUUUUAAGUGAUACAUCUCUUUAUGUCAAAACUCGAUCGAAUGAAUUAUUAUUCAGAGAAAGAGAAUAGUACCUCUGCUUCUGCAUAACGAGUUAGAACUAUCUCAGACCCCGUUUUUCGAUACCAGCCACGAUGAGUGUUGACGCGUAUGGACCCAGUUCACAAACACUCACUUUUUUAGAUACUGAAGAUGCUGAUUUGAUAGGUGCUGAUACCCAAGGUUCAGAAUGUGAAUUUACAGAUUUCACAAUUCCAUCUCAAACACAGGCAUCUCAGAUUGAACACACGACGAAGACACCUAAAAUUGCUGGAUUACAGGUGAAUAACGAUAUUGGAAUUAAGAUAGCUAGCGCAGCGAAUGCGUUAGGAGAACUUCAAUUUGAAGAGGAGGAUGAAGAAUAUUUUAAUAGUAAGGAGUUGCCAGACUAUGCUUGCAAGUAUUGUGGUAUACAUGAACCUAAUUGUGUUGUUAUGUGCAAUUGUUGUAAAAAGUGGUUUUGCAACGGGCGCGGAAAUACCUCUGGAAGUCACAUAAUCAAUCAUUUGGUGAGGGCUAAACAUAAGGAAGUUACUCUACACAAGGAUGGUCCAUUGGGGGAAACAAUACUAGAAUGCUAUAGCUGUGGAGUACGAAAUGUGUUUGUUUUGGGCUUCAUCCCUGCAAAAGCUGAUUCUGUUGUUGUUUUAUUGUGUAGACAACCGUGUGCUGCACAAAAUUCGUUGAAAGAUAUGAAUUGGGAUCAAGAGCAGUGGAAACCUCUGAUUGCUGAUAGAUGUUUCCUAACUUGGCUUGUUAAGGUUCCAUCAGAACAGGAACAACUUAGGGCUCGUCAGAUCACAGCCCAACAAAUAAAUAAACUAGAGGAGUUAUGGAAGGAUAAUGUUGAUGCAACUUUCCAAGAUCUAGAGAAACCAGGAGUUGAUGAAGAGCCACAACAGGUCUUAUUGCGUUACGAAGACGGUUAUCAAUACCAAAAUAUAUUUGGUCCGUUAGUAAAGCUUGAAGCUGACUAUGACAAGCGUCUUAAAGAAUCGCAGACCCAAGAAAACAUUGAAGUAAGGUGGGACAUUGGUCUUAAUAAAAAGACUAUCGCCUAUUUCACCUUAGCUAAGACAGAUGGGGAUAUGAAGUUAAUGCAUGGUGACGAAUUGAGACUGAGGUAUGUUGGGGAGAUGCAUAAGCCCUGGGCUGGGGUAGGUCAUGUCAUCAAGGUUCCUGACAAUUACGGGGAAGAUAUAGGAAUUGAGCUUAAGAACAGUAGCGGCGUUCCUUCUGAUUGCAACAGCAACUUUGUGGUAGAUUUCAUAUGGAAAAGCACCAGUUUUGACAGGAUGCAGCUAGCCUUACGUAAAUUUGCUGUGGACGAUUCAUCAGUAUCUGCUUACAUAUACCAUAGGUUGCUUGGUCACGAUGUCGAAGAUGUCUUGUUCCGUUGUCACUUACCUAAGCAUUUUUCUGCACCAAAUCUUCCUGAUCUGAAUCGCUCUCAAGUCUAUGCUGUGAAACACGCAUUGCAGCGCCCCUUGUCUCUGAUACAAGGUCCUCCAGGUACUGGAAAGACCGUCACUUCUGCAACCAUUGUCUACCAGUUGGUAAAGCAGAACGGAGGACCAGUGUUGGUCUGUGCACCCAGUAACACAGCUGUUGAUCAACUCACCGAAAAGAUACAUAAGACGAAUUUGAAGGUUGUCAGACUGUGCGCAAAAUCCAGAGAGGCUAUCGAUUCCCCUGUCAGCUUCCUUGCUCUGCACAAUCAGAUCAGAAAAAUGGAGGGUAACACGGAACAGCAGAAAUUGCAACAACUGAAAGACGAGACCGGCGAGUUGAGUUCGGUCGACGAGAAACGAUACAGGAUGUUAAAGAAACUGGCGGAGAAGGAACUCCUGGAAGCUGCCGACGUCAUAUGCUGCACAUGCGUGGGCGCUGGUGAUCCCAGACUCACCAGAUUGAAGUUUCAUUCGAUUCUGAUAGACGAGAGCAUGCAGGCUACCGAGCCAGAAUGUAUGGUACCUGUUGUGCUGGGAGUGAAGCAACUGAUUUUGGUUGGUGAUCAUUGCCAACUGGGACCUGUGGUGAUGUGUAAAAAGGCAGCUAGAGCGGGUCUUUCGCAAAGUUUAUUCGAGCGACUUGUUGUGUUAGGAAUAAGGCCUUUCCGUCUGGAGGUGCAGUACAGGAUGCAUCCAGAAUUGUCAAGGUUUCCAUCUAAUUUCUUCUACGAAGGCAGUUUGCAAAAUGGAGUGUGCGCUAAUGAGAGAAAGUUGAAAAUUGAAUUCCCCUGGCCGAUUGCUGAGAGACCCAUGUUUUUUCAUGUCACUCAAGGGCAAGAAGAGAUAGCUGGUUCAGGUACCAGUUACCUAAAUAGGACCGAAGCUUCGAAUGUUGAAAAAAUUGCCACCAAGUUUUUGAAGGCAGGAGUUAAGCCUGAGCAAAUUGGUAUCAUCACGCCUUAUGAAGGCCAGAGAGCGUAUUUAGUGCAAUACAUGCAAUAUCAGGGCUCAUUGCACAGUAAAUUGUAUCAGGAAAUAGAAAUAGCCAGUGUGGACGCUUUCCAAGGCCGUGAAAAGGACAUAAUAAUUAUGUCUUGCGUGAGAUCCAAUGAGCACCAAGGAAUCGGUUUCCUUAAUGACCCUCGCCGACUCAACGUAGCCCUCACCAGGGCCAAAUACGGAAUCAUCAUAGUGGGAAACCCCAAGGUACUCUCGAAACAACCGUUGUGGAACCAUCUUCUGUCCUUCUUCAAGGAACAGAAGGUUUUAGUAGAGGGUCCCUUGACCAACCUGAAGGAGUCGCUGAUACAGUUCUCGAAGCCCAAGAAGCUAGUCAAUUCCGAAAAUCCAGGAUCCCAUUUCAUGACCACCUCUGUGUUCGAUGCAAGAGAAGCCAUCAUACCCGGAUCGGUCUACGAUAGAACGAACACCGCCAUCAACGGGCAAUACAACUAUCCCAGGGGCGCAGUACCCUUGGAUAUGUUCAGCAGAACACACGAUCCCAUCAGUUAUAUCAGCCAAGAUCGCAGCCAGACCAAUAUGAAUCUUCCGGUGCCCGUUGGUAUGUUUAUGAACAUGGCACACAUUCCACCUAGGUUCUACAACCAACACCAGCAGGCCUUGCAAGCAAGGCAACAGCAGAAUCCUAGAAAUCGCAAGCCUCCCCAGAGACAGAAGGGAGGGAAAACGUUGAGUCAAGACCAGACGACUCAACCCUUCAGCCAGAGCUUGCAGCUGACCCAAGGCAUGUCGCAACCUGGACUAUCCCAGCCUGGCUUCAGCCUCUCACAGCCAGGUCUGAGCCAGGCGGAACUCAGUCAAGAUCCUUACAUGAUUGAAUAUCAGAGCCAAAUGGAUGGACUGUUAUCUCAAGAUUCUACCUAUCAGGGGGAUAGGUCUUUUUACCAGCCAAACGCUCAGUUUUCCCAACCCUACUGAUCAAGUAAAAAAAAGAGGUGUACUACCAUGAUCGCGGAAGCGGUUCCUUGAAAAUUAGCAAGUGAAUGGUCUGAUUGUCAAAUUGUCAGUAAAGCAUCUUACGAACAUAUGACGUGGAUCAAAAGGGAGAACAGAGAGAUUCUCGCUUCCAACGAUCACGAAAAAAACCGCUCGUGGACUGCAAGAUGAAUUUUUAGAAACACCAAUUAACAAAACAAAAGUAAUAAAACAUGAAACGAGAAGAGGUUUUGGCCAUCCCAGGAUGGUCCUCUAGCCUUUCCUAUUAAUUAACUCGCCGCCAUUUUGCUUUCGAUAUUUUCAUUUCACCUUAUUCUUAUGGAUGAUCUAUUAUUUCUUCUGCAUUAUUUAUAUUUGGUUACUGAUGAUAUCUUUGAUAAUUAUGUCAUUAUGUUUAGAAGAUAUUCUGAGAGGAAAUUGAGUAUGCAAAUUUGAAACAGAUAAAAUUAUUGGUCUCACUGGAUCAAAUAAUAUAUUGUUAUGUGUAGGUAUACUGCGUCUUUUUUUCAUUUAAUUUUUUUUUUCUUUAUUUUGGUUCAAGUAUGAAAAAGGGAAAUUUUUCUAAUGAUAUGAAUAAACAUUUAUUCUUCUGCUUAUGAUGGAAUCGAA